Messenger RNA from Orbilia oligospora ATCC 24927, 2502 nucleotides. RefSeq lists its product as uncharacterized. Gene Ontology annotation, biological process: proteolysis. Gene Ontology annotation, molecular function: serine-type endopeptidase activity; tripeptidyl-peptidase activity. The coding region runs from base 1 to 2502 and encodes 833 amino acids. Lineage: Eukaryota; Fungi; Ascomycota; Orbiliomycetes; Orbiliales; Orbiliaceae. Gene Ontology annotation, cellular component: cell wall; cytosol; membrane. The transcript is spliced from 2 exons. The record is from RefSeq and is a predicted model, not a curated record.
AUGACCCUCAAUCAAGAUACUAGUAUCUUCAAUGGUGUUUCUUUCAAACUUGAGGAUGAUACCCCAGAGAACCGUGCGAUAAUCAACUCCUGGGGCGAAGUCGUUGAGCUCUUCCCACUUCGAAUAUACGACCUCGCAGCCCCAGCUGCUGACCCAGCUGCUGCGGAACAAGUUGUCCGGGUUAUCACCAAAGUUCUCGGCAAGCGUGGUCCUGACAAUGUUUAUCCACCCCACGUUCAGGGAAAUGUUCAUCAACUCCAUGCUCAAGGAUUAGACGGGCAGGGUAUUAGAGUUGCCGUUGUUGAUACAGGUAUUGACUACCGUCACCCUUCGCUUGGUGGUGGGUUUGGCCCUGGAUUUAAAGUCGAGUUUGGCACCGACUUAGUCGGUGACAGGUAUAACGGCAAGAAUACCCCAGUUCCUGACAAUGAUCCGAUUGAUUGUGCUGGCCACGGUACCCAUGUUGCGGGUAUUCUCGCUGCUGUUGACGAGCAAUAUCAAUUCACUGGUGUCGCUCCAAAGGUUACACUUGGCGCAUAUAAAGUAUUUGGGUGCCCUUCCGUCGGCACUACGGACGAGGUUCUCAUUUCCGCAUUCUGUCAAGCCGUAAAAGAUAAAGCCGAUAUAAUCAGUGCUUCGAUCAGUGCAUCUAGCGGCUGGGGCGAAGCCGCAUGGUCUAGGGCCGUUGCCCGCAUUGUUGAAGAAAAGGGUAUCCCAUGCACCAUUGCUGCCGGCAACGCUGGUGGCGAGGGCCUCUUCUACGCUGGAGCUGCUGGCGAUGCCGCCGGCGCUAUUAGCGUUUGUUCUGUUAAUAAUCUGGUGAUUCCCGUUAUAUCCCCAACCGCCAGGUUUUCUUCUAGUUCGGUUCAGAAUGAACGGUUUUCUUUUCAGACCCUGUCUUUAAGGUUCCCGGCGGAGGCCUUCGAGCUCUACGUGCCAAUCGGUGAUGAUGGGAAAAUAUCCGAUGCUUGUGUAGGUUUACCAGCUGACGUUGAUAUAACGCACAAGAUCGUGGUUAUCCGUCGUGGCAACUGCAACGUUCAGGUUAAGGUCGAUGCUGUAACGGAAAGGCUGCCCCCGAGCACGAACUUUCCGCCGGAAUUCCCAGCAAGGAUCAUGUUUAUUAGUAAUGAUACUGAUACCUUCUCACCGGGAUUUGAUGGUUUCGUCUAUGCCAGUAUAACCACUCCGGCAACCGGUGAGCUCUGGCGGGUGCUUGCUUCCCAGGGGAAAUCUAUCUCUGUCAGUUUCGAAGCAAAUCCUCCCAUUUCAAUUGAAAACCUCGAUAACCCGACUACCGGAGGUAGUAUAUCCCCUGGCAAUUCCUGGGGGCCGACUAACCGACUGAAUCAACGUCCACACAUUUGUGCCCCCGGCGGCAACAUUCUAUCUACCACUAGGCUGACCUUAAACCAAUGGUAUUCUGUUAAUUCUGGCACUUCAAUGGCUACUCCGUAUAUCGCUGGCGUCAUUGCCCUAUACCUCCAGAAAGCGAGGGCCGAAGGCCGAACUCAUGUCCCUCCUGCUGAAAUACGUAUCGGUCUUGCAACUACUGGCCAGCCCUUAGUUUUUAGCAAUGGAUUUGGAAAUUCAAGUUUUCUAUCUCCUGUUGCCCAACAGGGCGGUGGAAUGAUUGAUGCUUACCAGUUCCUUCACUCCAGAACUGCAGUCGACACCGAUUUUCUUGAAUUCAAUGACACCAGCGAUCGCCACUUUCGUAAAGCUAUAAGUUUCAAAAUCACAAACAUCGGAGACGCAGAGGCCUUUUAUGAUCUUACCGAUAUCUCUGGACCCACUGCCUACACUACCAUGAAAGACUCCACCAUUCCUCAACUUUUCCCACCAGAUAUGAUUCAAUCAUUUGCCGCGGUUGAUAUCGAACCGGUCGCUCUCAGGAUCAAGAAAGGCCAAUCAAAGAGAGUUACUGUUAGAGUUACACCACCAAGUGACCUAGAUAUCUCCAGAAUACCUGUCUAUGGUGGCUGGAUCAAGAUUGCCCGGAACGGCCUAGACAUUGACAGCAUCAGGAUCCCAUAUAUGGGCGUAGCCGCCGACAUGAACUCGUUCAAGGUCACUAAUUUCGAACAAGGUUACCCAAAGCUUCUCAACUACAGAAGCGAGGGUUCCACAGAAACCGGAGCCACGGAGCCACCGGUUCUCGCCUGGAGUCUCGUCCUAGGCUCCGCCGUCGUCCGUAUUGAUGUUGUUUCUGUGUCUAAUAAGCUAGCGAACGACAUCAGAAUCUUUUCCGCCGAUAACAUCAUCGGUUCCAUCCCAGGCUACCCGCUCUACUGGAACCCAAGAAGCGGGCGAGGUCAAGAGACCAAAGUAUCCUGGGAUGGCCAGGUGGUCAAGGAAGAAGGUGGCUCACCUAUUCCGGUUCCUGCUGGUACUUACCAGUUCAUCUACCGCGCUCUCAGAAUCGGUGGCAGCAAAAGUACUGGCCGUGAUUACGACCGUUGGGUUUCAGACAAGUUUGUUUGGUCGCCUGCAUGGCCGUAG